CAUCUCUGCAGAGGAAAACAGGAAAUUUCUUGUUCCGAGUUCCAGUGUCCGAAGCCUUCGGAUCGUCCUUGAUUUCCUGCUUCCCUUCUCUUCUUUUGUCCGCUCCAUUCUCAAACACAAAAACCAUCUCCUUCUUUCACCUCCGUCGCAUCACCGCAUCAACGUCACGUCUCACGCUCGCUGCGCUGCUUCUGCUUCUGCUUCUGCUUCUCCUUCUCUCUCUCUCUCACCCUCCCAGGGAGUGAUCACGCCGCAACAGCAACGGGAAAAAGGCGGGAUCUUUCGGGUCACGCGACUCGUUCGGGCGCCCGCAUUCUUUGUUUCUCUCGUUCCCGUUUGCCAGUUCAGCAUGGAUUCGCCCAGGAACGACCUCAAGCGAAGUUUCGACGACAUGAACUCGUCGAGAACGGAGACGGGUCCUCGCGGGACUGAUGACCCUGCCCAAGGCCCUCCUAAAAUUCCCAAGAGUUUCGACCCCAGAAGCUAUCAAGUGAAGGUUUAUGAGGUUGCUAUGAGGAGGAACACUAUUGCGGUGCUGGGAACUGGUUCUGGAAAGACAAUGAUAGCCGUGAUGCUUAUUAAGGACAUGGCCCAAUCUAUGAGGUCGAGUGGGGAGAAAAAGUUGAUGAUUUUCUUGGCUCCGACAGUCCAUCUCGUUAAUCAGCAAUAUGAGUUUAUAAGCAGUCAAACUGGUCUGCAAGUGGGGGAAUAUUACGGAGCCAAAGGCAUUGACGAAUGGAACGUGAAAAGCUGGGAGAAGGAAAUCAGCGAGCACGAUGUGCUGGUUAUGACCCCACAGAUUUUACUGGAUGCCUUGAGAAAGGCAUUCCUCAAUUUGGACACAGUGAGCCUGAUGAUAAUUGAUGAAUGCCAUCGUACCUCAAAAAACCAUCCUUAUACGAAAAUAAUGAAGGAAUUUUAUCACAAAAGCAGUAAGAAGCCAAAGAUUUUUGGAAUGACAGCUUCGCCUGUAUCUUGUAAGGGGGUUUCCUCGACUGUGCAUUGUGAUGGACAGAUAUCAGAGCUCGAGAGCAUUUUGGAUUCCCAAAUAUACACUGUUGAGGACAGGACGGAGAUAGAAGGAUAUGUUCCAUCUGCCAAACAUAUAUGUUGGUUCUUUGACCAACCGCUGUUUUCAAAUGCAUCUUUGAAGGAAAAGAUGGAAGCUUCAUGGUCUAAGUUUGACGCUUCCUUGUUGAAGUUGCAAGGUUCCCUUGAAAAUCGUUUCAAAGACAUGGAUGAAAAGUUUAAGACACUGCAGAAGCGGUUGUCCAACGACCACUCAAAGAUUAUGUAUUGCCUUGAUGAUCUCGGUCUCAUUUGUGCUAAUGAGGCUGUUAAAGUCUGUUUAGAGAAUGCUCCUAACGCCAAAGGGGAAUGUGAUAUCUAUAGAGAGAGUUCCUUGCAGUGUAGAUAUUAUCUUGAAGAAGUGUCACGAUUAAUAGGGGACUCCUUGUCACUUGAUCAGAUUUGCGUUUCAGGUGACGAGUUUACUUUGGAAGCUGGGGCAAACUGGCAAACAGCAUUGGAGAUGGGCUAUGUAACUCCGAAGCUAUACGAACUCCUUCAGAUUUUCCUGUCAUUUGGAGGUGCAGGGCCAGUACUGUGCCUCAUCUUUGUAAAUAGAAUUGUCACAGCGAAAGUGAUAGAGAGAUUUGUGAAGAGAGUCUCUGUCCUAUCUCAUUUCACAGUGUCGUACAUAAGUGGAAGCAAUUCUUCAGUUGAUGCCCUGGCACCAAAAGUGCAGAAGGAAACCUUGGAAUCAUUUCGCUCUGGCAAGGUGAAUUUACUGUUUGCAACUGAUGUGGUUGAGGAAGGGAUUCAUGUGCCAAACUGUUCGUAUGUAAUACGCUUUGACCUUCCUAAGACGGUACGGAGUUAUGUCCAGUCUCGUGGACGGGCACGGCAGGAUAACUCCCAGUAUAUUAUCAUGCUUGAGAGGGGAAACAUAAAGCAAAGGGAUCAACUAUAUGACAUCAUUAGGAGUGAACGAUCCAUGAUCAACACAGCCAUAAACAGAGAUCCUUUUGAGUGCAACUUGAAAGCAUGCACGUUAGAGGAAACGGGUGCAUAUUUUGUUGAUAUAACUGGAGCUUCAGUCUCUACGGAUUCAAGCAUUAGUCUCAUUUAUCGAUAUUGUGAGAAACUCCCUCAUGACAAGUACUUCACCCCAAAGCCAGACUUUCAAUUUUUAUUUUCAGGUGGAUCUUGUGAGUGCACUUUGACAUUGCCUCCUAAUGCAGCCUUUCAGACAUUAGUAGGUCCCUUGAGCAGGAACAGUCAUUUAGCCAAGCAACAAGUAUGCUUGGAAGCUUGUAAGAAGCUGCAUCAAAUGGGUGCUUUAGACGAUCGUCUUCUUCCCUGCAUUGAGCAGACCUCAGAAAAGGCUGCUACUUCUAAAGGCAAGGAAUCAUCUGCAGGUGCAAGUGCAGUUGCGGGUGUAGGUACAACAAAAAGAAAGGAGUUACACGGAACGACAAGCAUUCGUGCAUUAUCAGGAGCAUGGGCUGAAAAAACUGAUGGGGCAAUUUUUGAGGCCUAUAAAUUUGAUUUCUCCAGUAGUAUUGCUGGCGAAUUUUACUCUCCAUUUAUUCUUCUGAUUGAGUGUAAGCUUGAUGAUGAUGUGGCGUAUACGGAAGUGGAUCUUUACUUACUUAAAAAGACGGUUAAGGUGUUGGUAUCUUCAUGUGGACAGGUGGAAGUGGAUAGUGAACAGAUGAUGAAAGCAAAGUGCUUUCAAGAAUUCUUUUUUAAUGGUUUAUAUGGGAGAUUAUUUGUUGGCUCCAAAUCAUCGGGAAAGCGGAGAGAAUUUAUUUUCAACAAGGAAGCAAGCUUAUGCUGGAACCCAGAGUACAUGUAUUUACUUCUCCCCCUGGAGACUUCGAAAACAUCAAGUGAUGAUUCUUGGAAAAUCAAUUGGACAGCGAUAAGUUCCUGCUUCGACGCAGUUGAAAUUAUGAAGAAAGAAUAUUCUUUUGGUACUGAAGAUAGUAAAAGUAAGACAGUAAGCUCAUUUCCUUCCGGGACUCUUGCUGCCGAGAUUGACGAGGACAAGAAAAUACGCUUUGCCAAUGGUUCAUUCAGCGCUUGCAAACUGAAACAAGUAGUGGUCGUGGCUAUUCACACCGGAAGGAUCUACUCGAUUUUUGAAGUUACCUCUGAUGUGUCCGCAGACAGUCCUUUUGAGGGAAAUGCGGAUGGUGGCUCCUCAAAAUUUAGUUCUUAUGCUGAGUACUUUAACAAAAAGUAUGGCAUAGUGUUAAAAUACCCAGGACAGCCUUUGUUGCGGCUAAAGCAAAGUCAUAAUCCAUACAAUCUUCUAGUGAAUUUUGUGGAAAAAGGUCGCAAGAGCAAGGCAUCACAACCUGGCUAUGUUGAGAAGCCAUUGAAUCAUGUUUAUAUGCCACCCGAGCUUUUACUUACUCUUGAUGUUCCAGUAUAUGCAAUGAAAGCAUUCUACUUGCUGCCAUCUUUGUUGCAUCGUUUAGAAUCCUUGAUGUUAGCAAGCCAACUUAGGGCAGAGAUCAACUGUCAAAUUGGCAAUUUUCACAUACCAAGCUCUCUGAUAUUAGAGGCACUUACAACCCUGAGAUGCUGUGAGAGUUUUUCGAUGGAACGCUUGGAAUUGCUGGGUGACUCUGUCUUGAAGUAUGCUGUCAGUAACCAUCUCUUUCUUAAAUAUCCCAAGAAGCAUGAAGGACAACUAUCAGCUGAGCGAUCACAGGCUGUUUGUAAUGCAACCUUGCAUAAACGGGGGACGGACCGUCAAUUGCAGGGAUACAUCCGGGAUAGUGCAUUUGAUCCACGUCGUUGGGUUGCUCCAGGACAGCGCACUUUAUUCCCUUGUCCUUGUGGUUGUGGUGUUGACACAUCAGAAGUUCCUCUGGACGUUAAAUUUUGUACUGAAGAGCCAAACAUAGUGGUUGGAAAGUGCUGUGACCGGGGCCACCGAUGGAUGGGCUCAAAAACCAUACCAGAUUGUCUGGAAGCCCUCAUAGGCGCAUACUAUGUCUCUGGUGGAUUAAUCGCUUCUCUACAUCUUAUAAAGUGGCUUGGAAUCGAUGCUGAAGUCGAGCCUUCAUCUGUUGUCGAAGCCAUUAAUGGUGUAUAUCUGCAUUCGUCCGUCUCGUCAACUGAUGAACUUGCAAUUUUGGAGUCGAAAAUUGGGUACACAUUCUCUGUUAAGGGACUGUUGCAAGAAGCUGUAACGCAUGCAUCUUGCCAAGAACAAGGGCUGGCGUACUGUUAUCAGAGGCUUGAAUUUCUUGGCGACUCUGUGCUGGACAUUCUUAUUACGUGGUAUCUCUAUCAGAGUCAUGCUGAUGUCGACCCUGGUGAGUUGACCGACUUGCGUUCGGCUUCUGUUAAUAAUGAAAAUUUCGCUCAAGUUGCUGUGCGGCACAACUUCGAAAAGCAUCUUCAGUACUGCUCAUCCUUUCUUCAAAGCCAAAUUACGGAGUACGUACAAUCAUUUGACAGACUGGAAAUUGACACAAGAGACCUGCAACACAUGAAAGGCCCUAAGGCUCUUGGAGACAUGGUGGAAAGUAUUGCAGGAGCUAUUCUUAUUGAUACGGAGCUUAAUCUUGAUGAAGUAUGGAGAAUAUUCAAACCACUUUUAUCUCCAAUUGUGACACCUGAUAAGCUCGAAUUGCCUCCUUGGCGUGAAUUGAACGAGCUGUGUGACCAUCUUGGGUACUUCCUCAAGGAAAAUUGUGUAAAUAAGGGGGAAACUGUUCAUGCCGAGAUUCGUUUACUGCUUGAUGAUGUGCUGUUGGUCGGCCAGGGUUGUGAGCGAUGUAAAAAAGAUGCCAAAGGGAAAGCGGCUCUUCAUUUGCUAAAGCAACUUGAGCAGAAAAGGGGAAUAUCAUUCAACCAGUCUGUCGCAAAAAAGAAGAAACACGGUGCUGAGGAGGAUGCUGAUUCGUCUCCAUUAGAUGCAAGCGUUGACAAAGACAGUCAUGGAAUUAAUGAAGAUUCUUCAGGCCUAGAACCUUGUAAGAAACAAAGGACUACUGGAAGUCAUUUGCCCACAGAGGCAGCUGAAAAAAUUGUGUCGGUGGAUUGCAGUUUAAAGGAAUCUAAUUUCGAUUCUUCUGAACCAGUUCUCCUAACCGUCGACAUGAAAAAAGGCGGGCCUCGAAUGUCUCUCUAUGAGUUAUGCAGGAAACUCCAGUGGCCGAUGCCCAAAUUUGAAACAACCGAAGAAAAAUCAAAGACCCCGAUUGAAUUUGGUGAAGGUGCUGAGAAAAGAACAGGAUUCAGUAGUUUCACAUCGAAAAUCAUCUUGCACAUACCCAAAUAUGGCAACAUGGAAUCUACUGGAGAUCCUAAAGCCGAUAAGAAAAGUUCGUUUGACUCCGCCGUGCUGACUAUUCUUCAUGAGCUCGAAAAACAAGGGAGGAUUAUCAUUGGUAAAGCCUAACCACCAUCUGCGCAAAGCUAUUCUUUACUAACAUUAGGAACAGAAGGAUCAUUGAAGGUGCUUAUUAUCAAUCCCUUCGAUUUUCUUGAAUUAAGAGCAUUUAGGAAAAGCUCAAACGGGCUAUUUUAGCAAGAGUUCGCAAUUUCUUCCUGACUGAUUACAUCAUGUUGAUGACAAAUUGAGAGUAUGAGCUCUAUCAAAAGUUAUGUAACGACAGUGAUGUACUUAAUAAAUGCAAGACCAACGAGGAGGAGGUAAAAUCUCUUUUAUACCAUGAAA
This is a messenger RNA of Syzygium oleosum, 5704 nucleotides long. Its product is annotated as endoribonuclease Dicer homolog 3a. Gene Ontology annotation, cellular component: nucleus; cytoplasm. The transcript is spliced from 25 exons. Gene Ontology annotation, biological process: siRNA processing. Bases 350 to 5425 code for a protein of 1691 amino acids. Lineage: Eukaryota; Viridiplantae; Streptophyta; Magnoliopsida; Myrtales; Myrtaceae. Gene Ontology annotation, molecular function: ribonuclease III activity; protein binding; ATP binding. The record is from RefSeq and is a predicted model, not a curated record.